UUCCCAAAUCGUCAAUUAUAUACAACUGUGUUAACAACCAGACACAGCUUACGUACACUUCUUCUAGUUGAGCAGAAUUUUCUUAAUCUUGCUCUGUGUGUUUUGAUUUAAAGAAAAAUGGCAGAAGCUUUAACAGAAACCCAGAUUGCUGAGUUCCAGGAAGCCUUUUGUCUCAUUGACAAGGAUUCAGAUGGGGUAAUUACCUUGGAAGAACUAGCCUCUGUGAUCCAAUCACUAGAUGAACGACCGACGAAGGAAGAAGUUCAAGACAUGAUUAGUGAGAUUAGUGCUGAUGUAACUGGCACAAUAGAUUUUGAUGAGUUCUUGAGUAUCAUGGCUAGGAAGAUGCAGGAAAAUGUUGCUGAGGAGCUAAAAGAAGCAUUCAAAGUAUUUGACAGGGAUCAAGAUGGUUAUAUUUCAGCUUCUGAGUUGAGACAGGUGAUGAUAAACUUGGGAGAAAGAUUGAGCAAUGAAGAGGCAGAGCAAAUGAUCAGAGAGGCUGAUUUUGAUGGUGACGGUCUGGUUAGCUAUGAAGAAUUUGCAAGGAUGAUGCUCAGCUAGCAGUUCUUAACUUCUUACAUACUCGGGUACUAAUAGAAACAUAAACAAAUUGAGCCUCUUCAAACCCCAUUGUUUUGGAAAGUGCACGUUUUAGACGUUUAGUGUCUGUUAUAAUAUAUGUGAAGUAUCAUUUCCACGGUUAACCAAUUUUAGAUUUGAAAUGUAUAAAUGGUCCGUGAUGACUUGCAGCUCUAAUGGUUAAAGAGCAUUUACAACCGAUUUCG
This is a messenger RNA of Fragaria vesca subsp. vesca, 785 nucleotides long. Its product is annotated as calmodulin-like protein 8-like. Gene Ontology annotation, molecular function: calcium ion binding; enzyme regulator activity. The coding region runs from base 118 to 561 and encodes 147 amino acids. Lineage: Eukaryota; Viridiplantae; Streptophyta; Magnoliopsida; Rosales; Rosaceae. The transcript is spliced from 4 exons. The record is from RefSeq and is a predicted model, not a curated record.